Messenger RNA from Coffea eugenioides, 473 nucleotides. RefSeq names its product probable E3 ubiquitin-protein ligase BAH1-like 2. Lineage: Eukaryota; Viridiplantae; Streptophyta; Magnoliopsida; Gentianales; Rubiaceae. The record is from RefSeq and is a predicted model, not a curated record. The coding region runs from base 82 to 324 and encodes 80 amino acids. The transcript has 3 exons.
UCCAAGCAAGGCCAAGCAUUUAAGUCUCAAGCGCACAGUAGGAACCUUGAGAUUCUCCAAUCACCAUGGCUAUGUGAGCUGAUGGCCUUUCACACAAAUUCGCAAGAGACAAAGGCCAAAACAAGGAAUGCUCCUGCAUUGUUCAACGGCUGUUCCCUCAUAUGUAAAGAUGAAAAGCCUUCUCUUUCUUGUGAGCUCUUUGAUUCAGUCAAGCUUGAACUGGACUUGACUUGUUCGAUAUGCUUGGCAGGAUCAGUGACCAUAGUGGAUGGAUUAAAGGCAGCUAGUCCCAAGGAAAAGUGCCCCCUUUGCAGAGAGAUUUAACAUCAAGUGAACGAAUUUGUGUCCUGCUCAAUGGAUUAUUCAAGUCUACCAGAAAGUCUUAUAUAUUUGCAUAUCCUUGUCUGGCCAUCAGAAGACUGGUUUUGUACAUUCCAACUGAAUCUUAAGAACUAUCAAACUUCUCACAAUUU